Molecule: messenger RNA, 273 nt
Organism: Perkinsus marinus ATCC 50983
Lineage: Eukaryota; Perkinsozoa; Perkinsida; Perkinsidae
Exons: 2
Source: RefSeq, a predicted model, not a curated record
AUGUCAGCAAUCAACCGCUUGAGACUAGAGCGAUCGACUGAUGAGGAGCACUUAGCCCGACGGAUGGUGAAAGACUUCAAUCUAGCACAGCACUUCUGCCAUACCUUGCCACAAGCAAGGAAGGACAGCAAGCAUGACCGCAACGUUCAGAAGCUGCAGAAGCAUCAUUGCCGUACAUCGCUUGAGUUGAUCAAGAUUGACAAGAAUCACGUCUUCCUCACCGUGAUUCUGGAGAAAAACAGCCAGUUCAUAGACACACCAGAGACGAUCAAG